Pterocles gutturalis (yellow-throated sandgrouse) is the source of this 548-nucleotide messenger RNA. RefSeq names its product hydroxysteroid (17-beta) dehydrogenase 12 (gene HSD17B12). The annotation marks the transcript as partial. NCBI's taxonomy places the organism in Eukaryota, Metazoa, Chordata, Aves, Pterocliformes, Pteroclidae. The record is from RefSeq and is a predicted model, not a curated record. Gene Ontology annotation, cellular component: endoplasmic reticulum. The transcript has 7 exons. Gene Ontology annotation, molecular function: oxidoreductase activity.
UCAACAAUGUGGGCAUUUCCUAUGUUUAUCCUGAAUAUUUUCUUGAUGUUCCAGACCUGGAUAAAACAAUUGACAGAAUGAUCAACGUGAACAUCAUGUCUGUUUGUAAGAUGACACGAUUGGUGCUGCCCGGCAUGCUGGAAAGAUCAAAAGGGGUGAUCCUGAAUAUCUCCUCAGCUGCUGGGAUGUAUCCAACUCCACUGCUGACUCUUUACUCUGCAACCAAGGCUUUUGUGGAUUACUUCUCCCGAGGCCUCCAUGCAGAAUACAAGAGCAAGGGCAUCAUUGUGCAGAGUGUUCUACCAUAUUAUGUGGCAACAAAAAUGUCCAAAAUCCGGAAGCCGACCUUCGAUAAGCCCAGUCCUGAGACGUACGUCAGAGCUGCCCUGGGAACGGUCGGGCUGCAGACCCAGACCAACGGCUGCCUGCCCCAUGCGCUCAUGGGCUGGAUCUCCUCUCUUCUACCUACAUCUACUGUCAUUAAUUUUCUCAUGAAAACAAACAAACAAAUACGAGCUCGUUACCUGAAAAAAAUGAAGGAGAAGUAA